Aricia agestis (brown argus) is the source of this 429-nucleotide messenger RNA. RefSeq names its product flexible cuticle protein 12-like. Gene Ontology annotation, cellular component: chitin-based extracellular matrix. The record is from RefSeq and is a predicted model, not a curated record. Gene Ontology annotation, molecular function: structural constituent of chitin-based larval cuticle. Lineage: Eukaryota; Metazoa; Arthropoda; Insecta; Lepidoptera; Lycaenidae. The coding region runs from base 1 to 429 and encodes 142 amino acids. The transcript is spliced from 3 exons.
AUGAAUACGGUAACGAGCGGCACUAAAACAGUGGGCACUAUACAGGGUGAUGCAUCACAGCAGUUCGUCGUAUUCGCCCUCUUCGUCGCCGCCGCUGUGGCCGGCCCCGUGACCCUCGACGUCAAGCCUGUCCAGCAGCAGGUGUACAGCCAGCAGCUGGUCCGCAACUCCAACGACGAGCACGCCGAGGUCCUCCGCUUCGACAACAACAACAUCGGCAUCGACGGAUACGCAUACAGCUACGAGACCAGCAACGGCAUCCGCGCCGGUGAGCAGGCCGCUCUCAAGAACGUCGGCACCGAAAACGAGGGUAUUGAGGUCAGGGGAGAGUUCUCCUACAUCGGCACCGACGGUCAAACCUACACCGUGACCUACGUCGCCAACGAGCUCGGCUUCCAGCCGUCCGCCCCCCACCUCCCCCACAACUAA